This is a messenger RNA of Aethina tumida (small hive beetle), 1444 nucleotides long. RefSeq lists its product as uncharacterized. Gene Ontology annotation, molecular function: transmembrane transporter activity. NCBI's taxonomy places the organism in Eukaryota, Metazoa, Arthropoda, Insecta, Coleoptera, Nitidulidae. Bases 143 to 1366 code for a protein of 407 amino acids. The transcript has 3 exons. The record is from RefSeq and is a predicted model, not a curated record. Gene Ontology annotation, biological process: monoatomic anion transport; transmembrane transport.
UAUGGCGUUUUGUUGACAUGCCAGCUUGUCAACUUUAAACCGAACCAGCAACAAAACCAAAAAGACAACAAACAAAAGACCCAUGUAAUUAACAGCAACCUAACACGGUGAUCUGACCGGGAAUACUCAAACUAAAGACAAAAUGGGUAGGAUACGAUGGUGCACCCGAACGUCAAGAAUCGUAGCACUUUGCAGUGCUGCGAAUUUCAUAAACAGUGCCGACCGUCUAAUAAUGCCUAUUGCCAUCGUUCCGAUGGCAGAUACUUUUAACUGGACGUUGCACGACCAAGGCUGGAUUCAUUCCGCGUUUGCUGUCGGGUAUUUUACUAGUCAAAUCAUCGGUAGUUUUUGGGCCACGAAACUGGGGGUGAAAAACGUAUUAAUUUGCAGUGUUUUACUGUGGAGCAUUGCAACUUUCAUAACUCCAUUGCUGGCCCACAGUAUUAAUGCUCUGGUGUUCUGUAGGAUUGUCUUAGGGUUUGCUGAAGGCUUAGGCUUACCCACAAUUUUCCAACUGUUUGCCCACAGCAUACCAGUGGAAGAACGUUCUCGAGCCUUUUCUUACCUCCUAGCCUUUGGAUCUGCAGGACAAACAGUCGCGUCAGUUCUCUGUCCUCACCUCCACUGGCAGUCCUGUUUCUACUGGUUUGGUUCAUUCGGUUUUAUCUGGGUGGUGCUUUGGUACUGUUUUUACCCCACUGAUGUGUACACUGAUGAAACAAUUCCCUUGCACAUGCCUAAGGUUAUAAGCCACACGAUACGCUGGCCUGAUUUCGUUUUAAACAAACCCUUGUGGGCGAUUUACGCCGCCCAUUUCGCCAUGAAUUGGUCCUCGUAUAUUAUAAUGCAGUGGUUGCCCACAUAUCUGAGCAAGUAUCUGGGGGCCAACGCCCAUAGUUUGAGCCUCACAGCCCUGCCGUACAUUGUCAAUUCGAUAUUCGGCGUUGUGUGCGGGCACGUGGCUGACGGACUGCUCAUGCGUAAGAGCUGGAGCGUGCUGAACGUUCGCAGGCUGAUGACGUGUAUCGGACUGGUCGGCCCCGCCCUCUUCCUGGCCAUAUUCUGCGUCGUCGACCAUCUGGCGUUCGCCCUGAUUCUCGUGUCGAUAUCUAUGGGUCUGUCGGCCGGUAAUUCGGCAGGGCAUCUCAGCAAUCACGUGGACGUCGCUCCGAAUCACGCCGGCACGACGUUUGCCAUAAGUAACACCAUUGCGACGAUCCCCGGAAUCCUAUGUGGGCCCGUUACUGCCAGUUUGGUGCACUAUAGUAAUGGGAAGUGGCUGUCGGUGUUCCUGGGGGCUACUGUAGUCAAUCUAACGGGCGCCUUCAUUUAUUUCACCAAUAGCGUCGCCACGCAGGUUCUGUGACUGUAUAUAAAUUAUAUGAAGUUUGUAUAUUUUUUGUAGAUACGAGAUGUUCUAAUAAAUAUGUUUAUUUAUUUUCUA